This is a messenger RNA of Stegodyphus dumicola, 1463 nucleotides long. RefSeq lists its product as uncharacterized. Lineage: Eukaryota; Metazoa; Arthropoda; Arachnida; Araneae; Eresidae. The record is from RefSeq and is a predicted model, not a curated record. Gene Ontology annotation, molecular function: protein binding.
UUUCAGCAGGGAAACUUUUAAAAUCCUGUGCUGUUUAUACACUUACAUUUCUAACAUUAAAUUGUUUCUCAAAUGCUGUUAUCUAAGAUUUAAAACGCUUUCGGCGUUUUCACUAUUACUGGAAGUGUAAAGCGGCCAAAGUUUUCCUUAAAAUGCUUAGAUAUUUAAUAUACUCGCUAUAUUUAUUUCCACAAAUAUUUCUGAUCACUGUAACGACAUGUCAAUCUACUCCAAAUCUAUCUAGAAAUACGAUGAAAGAUUUUAGUUUGGAGGUUGGUUCACCAAAGAGCAUUCGAUGCUUCAUAUCUGGCCAAGAGCAAUACAAAAAUUCAACUUACAACGUGUCUUCUGAAGAUUUAUUUAUAAAAUUUCGUGGAAACUUUCUAGGUAACGUCACAAUUACAGGUAAGAAAACUGCAAUGUUAUCCAAUCAAAAUGCCGCUAUUAAUGACGAAGGAUUGUCCAAGUCAAAAUCCAGAGCUGAGCGAGUGAGACGCUUAAGCCGUGAUACCGUUAAGCGAAAAAUAAGUACUUAUUUCACCGAAGUUAAACCGACUUCUGUGAUACUUCACUGGAAUCCUCCUACUGAAGUUAUAUAUCUUUGUAAACCUGAUCUCUCGAUCAAGUACGACAUCCGGUAUCAUCCUGUUUACGAAACAAAAUUUAAGGUGGUAAGGCCACGUUCCCCAACUGACUUUGUUCAAUUAACAAGCUUGAUACCUAAUACAAGAUACCAGUUCGAAUUCCGCUGCAAGCCAUGUAGUGAAAAAAAUGAUUCCGUCUGGAUGUUCUCUAAGACUUUUUUUAUGACUACACCUCCUGAUGUUCCUUACUGGAGACCAGAAAUCACAAAUUCUUCGUUUAGCAGUGAAAUUGAAGAUUUUGAAGAUGCUGAACAAAGUAUAGACCAACUGCAUUCUGUUCAUAACAGAACAAUAACUCUGUAUUGGAAAAACAUACCUGUUGAGCAUGAAAAUGGCGAAAAGUUUCAGUACUGGAUUCGUGUGUCAGCUCCAUUUCGAUCUUAUAUAAAAAAGGAGGUUUCUGCUGCUAGAGAAACAUCGUAUAGUUUUACAGGCAUGCUACCAAGUGUUUCUUACAGAUUUGAAAUAUUUGCUGGCAACAUUAUCGGUAAUUCAUCUAACUCCUCCGUGAUAGUUGUUGGAGAAGAAAGAUCCCUGCUUAAUGGACCAAAGAGAAUCAUCUUCCUUUCCCAUACAUAUGAUUACGAGAUUAUUUUGUUUCCUGGUCGACAUAAAGUAAAAUAUUAUACUGUAUUUUGGUGUAAAAGUUCACAGCCACGUCCUGUGAGAUGUGAAGAUUCUCUACAAUGGUCGAAUAUGCCAUGGAAAGGACUAUCUUAUUAUCUGCAUCCAUCUCACAGAAGCAUCGAUUACCAAUUUGCCGUGUCUGCCAAUUCUGAAACCCGGACAUCAGGAAGAUUGACCCCUGUCAUAUUCUGA